CCUCCCCUUAAAGAUUGCAGGGGUGGAAUGCAGGUAUAAAGUGGAAAAGAAAGGGGGGGGGGGGUGUAAAAAGCUGGGAGCAGGAGAGGGCGAGAAGCUGGAACCUUGGCUUGCAGAUCACCAGUCUGCGUGGAUUUGCUGUCCCUCCCCCCACACACACACACAUCGCAGAGAAGCAGCCCGAUAGGCCUCUCCCCUCACUGCCGCCGGCUGCCACCACAUCUCUCGAGGUUUCCAAUGGUAUAACGGGGACAAGAUGAUGUGCGAAGUGAUGCCGACCAUUAACGAGGAUAACCGACGGGGCUCCCAGUACGGUUCGGACGACGCCAACUUCGAGCAGCUCAUGGUCAACAUGCUGAACGAGCGCGAACGGCUGUUAGAGAGCCUGCACGAGACCCAGGAGACUCUGGCCGGUGCCCAGCUGCGCCUUCGGGAGCUCGGACACGAGAAAGAGUCCCUGCAGCGACAGCUCAGCAUCGCCUUGCCGCAGGAAUUUGCAGUACUGACGAAGGAGCUGAAUCUGUGCCGGGAACAGCUUCUGGAGAGGGAGGAGGAGAUUGCAGAGCUCAAGGCCGAGAGGAACAACACCCGGCUGCUGCUGGAACAUUUGGAGUGUCUUGUCUCGCGCCACGAGCGUUCCCUCAGGAUGACGGUGGUGAAACGUCAAGCGCAGUCUCCCGCUGGCGUCUCCAGUGAGGUCGAAGUGCUCAAGGCCUUGAAGUCGCUCUUCGAACACCACAAAGCUUUGGAUGAAAAGGUACGGGAGAGACUGCGGGUGGCAUUGGAAAGAGUCUCGAUCCUGGAGGAAGAGCUUGAGACAACAGCCCAAGACAGGCUGAUGAAUGGAACGGCGCUGGCCGGAGACGGUGACUCCGAGUGCCACGACCUGAUCGAGAGGCAGAGCUCUGAGCUGCUGCAGAUGAAGGAGCGCCUGGCCGCGCUUUGCCGGAAGGCUGCUGAGGUUGAGGAGGAGCUGAGCACGGCGCGGAAAGACCUGAUCAAGUCGGAGGAGGUGAACUCCAAGCUACAGCGGGAUUUGAAAGAGGCCUUAGCACAAAGAGAGGACAUGGAAGAGAGGAUAACAACACUGGAGAAACGCUACCUCAGUGCACAACGUGAAGCUACAUCACUUCAUGAUGCCAACGAUAAGUUGGAGAAUGAGCUGGCCAGUAAGGAGUCCCUCCUCAAGCAGAGUGAGGAGAAGAACCGGCAGCUCCAGGAAUGGCUGGACUCCUCCAAACAGAAGCUGCAGCAGACGCUGAGGAAGGCGGAGACUCUCCCGGAGGUGGAGGCGGAGUUGGCGCAGCGAGUGGCCGCUCUGAACAAGGCAGAAGAAAGGCACGGGAACAUCGAGGAACGGCUGUGUCAGCUGGAAACCGAGCUGGAAGAGAAGAACCAGGAGCUGCAACGGGCUCGGCAGAGGGAGAAGAUGAAUGAUGAACAUAACAAGCGCCUGUCGGAAACAGUCGACAAGCUCCUUUCCGAAUCCAAUGAGCGGCUCCAACUCCAUCUGAAGGAGAGAAUGGCUGCGCUGGAAGAAAAGAAUGCACUAAGUCAGGAGCUUUCUAACAUCAAAAAGGUGCAGGAGGAGGUGCUGCUCAACAAGGAGCAGCUGAUAGCGGAGGUGGAGAGGAUGCAGACUGAGCUGGAGCAGCUGAGAGCAAAGACUGGGAUUCGUGACGCCUACUCGAGGUCACUCCCGGGGAGUGCGUCGGAGCUCCGAUACUCUCACAGCGCUGGCAUUCCCGUCGGCAGCCACAUGGACAUCUAUAGCACCACGGGGGUCCUCCGAAGGCCCCACAAGGGGCGUUGGGCAGCGCUGAAGGAUGAUCCCUCGAAGGUGCAGACGCUGAAUGAGCAGGAAUGGGAACGUGCCCAACAGGCUAACGUCCUCGCCAAUGUAGCCCAAGCCUUUGAAAGCGACGUGGACGGCUCGGACAUCGAGGAUGAUGACCGGGAGACGAUAUUCAGCUCGGCUGACGUCCUGUCCCCGAGUGGGCAGACAGACGUCCAGACGCUCGCCCUGAUGCUUCAGGAACAGCUGGAAGCCAUCAACAAGGAAAUCAGGAUGAUCCAGGAGGAGAAGGAGACGACCGAGCUGCGGGCAGAGGAGAUUGAGAGUCGGGUGGGCAGCGGGGCCCUGCCGGAGGGGCCACAGUCAGGCCGGCGCCGCUCAGCGCCGACGCUGCCGCACUCGGUCACCGCCUCGACGCUCGCCAGCCCCUCGCCCCCCAACAGCGGGCAUUCCACCCCCCGGCUGACGCCCCACAGCCCCGCCCGAGAUUCGGAUCGGCUCAGCGUCGGAAACCCGAACUCGCUGACCCGAGAGGACUCCCGCGAGGACAAGCCCACCAUCCAGUGUGAAACCUCCCCUCCCCCCACCCCCCGGGCUGUCCGACUGGAAAGGGUCACCCAGGCUCUGCAGGCCAGCGCUCUGGAUGACAACCGGGAAGCGCGCAGUUUGUCAGGUUUCCAGGAUGGCCUUGGCGGUAGCAGCAGCAGUAACAGCAGCCAGGACUCGCUGCACAAAGUCCCCAAGAAGAAGAGCAUCAAGUCGUCGAUUGGCCGCCUGUUUGGCAAGAAAGAAAAAGGCCGUCUCGGGCACGGAGUUAGGGAGCCGUCGUCACAAGCCGGAACGCCAGACACAGAGAUGUCCUCCCCAGACCCUCUGGGACUCUCGAAACUGGGAGGACCAGUGGACAAGGACAGGAGAAAUAAGAAAAAGCACGAGCUGCUGGAAGAGGCGUGUCGUCAGGGGCUUCCGUUUGCUUCCUGGGAUGGGCCCACGGUUGUAGCUUGGCUUGAGCUUUGGGUAGGGAUGCCCGCCUGGUAUGUGGCAGCUUGUCGUGCCAAUGUCAAGAGUGGAGCCAUCAUGUCAGCCUUGUCCGACACGGAGAUCCAGCGUGAGAUCGGGAUCAGCAACCCCCUGCACAGACUCAAGCUUCGUUUGGCCAUUCAGGAAAUGGUGUCACUGACCAGUCCCUCGGCACCGACUGUGUCUCGAAUGAACACGGGCAACGUGUGGGUAACACAUGAGGAGAUGGAAACCCUGACAGCAUCAACAAAGACGGAGGCCAAGGAGAUCAGCUGGGACCAGAUCUUGGCAUACGGAGAUAUGAACCACGAGUGGGUGGGGAAUGACUGGCUGCCCAGUCUCGGCCUUCCACAGUAUCGGAGUUACUUCAUGGAGUCGCUGGUCGAUGCCCGCAUGUUGGACCAUUUGACCAAGAAGGAACUUCGAGGCCAACUGAAGAUGGUAGACAGUUUUCACAGAAUCAGUCUCCACUAUGGCAUCAUGUGUUUGAAGAGGCUGAACUACAACAAGAAAGAGCUGGAGAGCAAACGAGAGGGGAGUCUCAUUCAGCUGAAGGAUGUGAUGGUGUGGACGAAUGAUCGAAUGAUGGGCUGGGUACAGGACAUUGGGCUAAAGGAGUACAGCAAUAACCUGCAGGAGAGCGGAGUCCACGGGGCUCUCAUCGCACUGGACGACACCUUCGAUCAUAAUGAUGUCGCUCUGCUCCUGCAGAUCCCAAUGCAAAACACACAGGCCCGUCAAAUACUGGAAAAUGAAUUCAAAAACCUGCUGCUUCAAGGGACCGACCGACGUCAGGAAGAGGAUGACGCCAAGAACUUCAGCCGAGCCCCCUCGUGGCGCAAGCGGUUCCGGGCGAAGGAGAUGCGUGACAUGACCUCGGACACGUCCGAAACCCUCCCAGCCAACUUCCGGGUGACCGCAGCAGCCAUCGCCUCACAGAGCGUGCAGCUACGGAAGGUGCAGCCGGACAGUAACCCCUCAGGGACUCCACGAGCUGAUACGCCUUCAAUCCGGACAUAUUCAUGCUAGCAUUACUCAACAAGUGUGAUCAACGAAUGCAGUUGGGUCCGAGUGGCGUCGAGAUAAGCGACUGCCGUGCGGUUAGUUGUGGCUGGGAGAAUCGAGGAGCCAGUUUGAAAAAAUAUAUAUAACAGGACUGACCCGACUGUUAAGAGCGAGAGACCCUCUCCCCACCACCACUUCACACACCUGAGGAGAGUGGGCGAGAGGCUGGAGAGACUCUUUCAUUCCCGUUGUGAUGCUGCCGUGUCUUUUUUCCUUUGUUUUCCUGUAACUCUGUGGGUUCCAAGACUGAGGUCGGGAACCACCGACGGUUAACCGGACAGAGCCAGUUCUGGCACAGGCCUGCGGUGACCCCUGCUCGACGUUUGAGGAGACGCAUCGUCCAGUUUUGGGUUCUGAACGCAAAUACUACGCUCAGCCUUCCCUCCCCCCCACCGUUUUCCUCCACCCAAUUCGUCGUUUUAGGUUUUUUUUUUGUGCAAGUUCCAAAAUUGUUUCUGCGCUGGAGAACGUUGCCUUUCAGAAGUUGGUCUUUCUUUUUAAAGAAAUCCCCUUCCUCCUCCUGCGCUUGCACUUGGCAUUCUUGUGCCCACUUCCCUCCCAGGUUCACCCGGUUACACCACAAAGCACAGAGCUCGUUGUCUGUUUGCCCGGGAAUUGAACUCUUUGCCUUCGAUCGACUGAGCUCAGGUGGGAUUCCCAGACCCAGUGUUUAAGCAACAGGCUCAGGGGCAUGAACAGACAACAGCUCGGAGAGAGAGAGAGAGAACUGUUUACAUUACGUUGCUGUACCUGUCCUGGGAGUGUUAGAUGGGGACAGUGUAGAGGGAGCUUUACUCUGUAUCUAACCCCGUGCUGUACCUGUCCUGGGAGUG
This is a messenger RNA of Carcharodon carcharias (great white shark), 4713 nucleotides long. It is a transcript of the gene ppfia3, whose product is annotated as PTPRF interacting protein alpha 3. Gene Ontology annotation, cellular component: presynaptic active zone. The transcript is spliced from 29 exons. Bases 257 to 3844 code for a protein of 1195 amino acids. The record is from RefSeq and is a predicted model, not a curated record. Gene Ontology annotation, molecular function: protein binding. Lineage: Eukaryota; Metazoa; Chordata; Chondrichthyes; Lamniformes; Lamnidae. Gene Ontology annotation, biological process: synapse organization.